This is a messenger RNA of Ylistrum balloti, 2742 nucleotides long. Its product is annotated as nucleolar MIF4G domain-containing protein 1-like. The transcript has 14 exons. Gene Ontology annotation, biological process: ribosomal small subunit biogenesis. Gene Ontology annotation, cellular component: nucleolus. Gene Ontology annotation, molecular function: protein binding; RNA binding. Lineage: Eukaryota; Metazoa; Mollusca; Bivalvia; Pectinida; Pectinidae. The record is from RefSeq and is a predicted model, not a curated record. The coding region runs from base 13 to 2697 and encodes 894 amino acids.
UUGGCUUUAGUCAUGGGACUGAAACGGAAAGUGUUUAGGAAGGACCCCCAAAACUUAAAGCGUUUUAGAACUGAAAUAACCGAAUUGUUUGGUGGUGAAGCCAAACGAUCAGAGCGGCAUGGAUAUUCACAAGGGAAAAAAACCAAAGGAAGAAAGCAAAAACGAAAGGAGAUGAAACAGCUUAAAAAGGCCAGGAGGCUUGCUUUUAACCAACACAAGCCAAUGCCUACAUUAGAGACAAAAGCAAGAAUGGAAAAGACAGUUGAAAAAGAAAAGAAACAGAAAGAAAUCAAAGAAAAAAUCAAGCAAAGGAAGAAAAAAGCCAAAGAAAAAAAGAAGGAUGAGAAGGAAAAGAUAGCAGAGAUAAGGAAGAAGAACAUGGAACAGGAGAUACGACAGGAAGAACGCAUGUUGAAACAGCUAGAGAAACAGCUUCACCUAAACAAACGGAAGAGGAAGACACUUCCACAAUCAUUUCUCUCUGAUGGACUUGACUUUAUUCUAGAUGCAGUAGAUGGAGACAAACUGAAGCAAGAUUUCAAAGAUGACAUGGACUCAGACAGUGACCAAGAUGACCUGGAGGAUGCAGAUCUGAAUUGGUUAAAACAUAAGAAAAAGAAAGCAAGAUUGGAGGCAGAUAUGGAAAAUGAAGAUGAGGAUGAAAAUGAUGAGGAUGAAGAUUAUGAGAAUGAGGAAGAAUUCAGUGAAGGAGAUGAAAUGGAUGAAGAUGAACUUGAAAAUGAAGAAAAUGAAAAAAUCUUUGAAGUAGAGCAGACUUCAUCAAUGCCAUCUGAUAUUAAGUCAAUUCUAAAGUCUAGUGAGAAAUCCAUAGCAACUGUGAAACAGAAACAUGUUAAGUUCCCAGAAAGUGUUACUGCAAAGAAAUCUCACUCUGAAACUUCUGGGAUGGACAGCAGUGAGAAUCUUGAUUUUAGUGAUGACAGUUUUGGAAGUGAAGAGGAAGACGAUGAGGAGGAUGUUGAGGAGGAGGAGGAGGAUACCAGUCUCAAGGAAAUGCAAGAGUUGAAGGAAGAUAUAUAUGGCCGUUUACGAGAUGCACAAGGCAAUGUUGUACAAACUUCAGCUGUCAGUGGGACAUACAUACCUCCAGGAAAGCGCCUUGCCAUGGCAGGAAAUGAUGAAAAACACAAGCUACGACUAGACAGGCUACGGAAACAACUUAAGGGUCUCGUUAACAGGGUUAGUCAGGCCAACAUCAAUCCCAUCAGUACUCAGAUUGAAGAGAUGUAUCGCACUAACAGCAGAGCAGAAAUGAAUGAAACACUGGCUGGAAUCAUCUUGGAUGCCUGUGUCUCUGUUGUUAUCACACCAGAGAGGCUGGCCAUGGAGCUAAUGAUGCUGUUAGCGAUUCUCCAUGGCAAUGUGGGCAUGGAAGUGGGUGCAACAUUCACUCAGACACUGGCAGAGAGGUUCUCAUCUUCCUGUAAUCAAUCAGAAAAGUAUGGUGAGGGUAAGGAAGUGGACAACAUGGUGCUGCUAUUCUCCUACCUCUAUAACUUUAAAAUCAUACACAAUAUACUCAUAAUGGAUUUGAUCAAGAAGUUUGUGGAAGCCUUUCAGGAGAAGGAUAUUGAACUGUUGCUUCUUCUGUUAAAGAAUGUAGGCUUCAGCUUGAGAAAGGAUGACCCGGUAUUGCUGAAACAGGUCAUCCAGGACAUUCAGACAAAGGCAAAAGAUGUUGACACUAGUCACUUUGAGGAGCAGACUCGUGUUCGCUUCAUGUUAGACACACUGUUAGCCAUUAAAAACAACAACAUGAGGAAAAUCCCAAACUAUGAUCCAGACCAUUUUGAACAGCUCAAGAAACAAACACGAGUUUAUCUACGAGGUCAAGGCCUUGGAGUGGGGCAGCUGCGCAUCAGUCUGCAAGAUCUUCUCCAGGCAGGUACUAAAGGACGAUGGUGGGUGGUGGGGUCAGCUUGGACUGGACGAGACCAACAACAAUUGGGUACAGAGGAGGCUGCUAAGACCACAGACAAUAACCAGUCAUUAGAUAUCGCCAAGAAUAGCAGCAGUAAGAUCCUAGAGUUGGCACGGAAACAGAGGAUGAACACCGAUAUCCGUCGUAACAUUUUCUGCACCAUCAUGUCCAGUGAGGAUUAUUUAGAUGCAUUUGAGAGACUGUUAAGACUCGGACUGAAACAUCAACAGGAAAGGGAAAUAAUCAAUGUUAUCCUGGACUGCUGCCAGCAAGAGAAAUCAUUUAACCCAUUCUAUGCCUACCUACUACAAAAGUUCUGUGAAUAUGACCGCAGGUUUCAGAUGACAUUCCAGUUCACAAUGUGGGACAAGUUUAAGGAAAUGAGUAACCUGUCAGAGUGUAACCGUGACAACCUUGCACGGACUGUGUUACAUCUCUUGGCUACCAAGGCUGUGUCUCUCUCAUUGUUCAAGGUUGUAGAAUUUGGAGGCUUGGACAAAAUCAUGGUUCGUUUCAUGAAGCAAGUGUUACGAGGGCUCCUAUUGGAUUACCCUGAUCAUGUGACUGAAGCAUGUUUUAUGCGGAUUGCACCUCUCAACAAACUGCACAUGUUACACGAAGGACUCAAAUUGUUUAUGCAACAUUUCCUUUUGAAGAAAAGUUCUUCAGAAGUAAAGGACCAGGCAUUAUUGAAAGAGCGAGUUUCUUUAGCUGACAGAGCAUUAUCAUCUAGCCAAUCAAAAAUGUUGUUAUGAAAAUUGUGUAUAUAUCAAUAUUAAAGGAUGUUUAUUUUCUGAAAA